Komagataella phaffii GS115 is the source of this 1491-nucleotide messenger RNA. RefSeq lists its product as uncharacterized. NCBI's taxonomy places the organism in Eukaryota, Fungi, Ascomycota, Pichiomycetes, Pichiales, Pichiaceae. The coding region runs from base 1 to 1491 and encodes 496 amino acids. The transcript has a single exon. Gene Ontology annotation, molecular function: snoRNA binding. Gene Ontology annotation, cellular component: small-subunit processome; box C/D methylation guide snoRNP complex. The record is from RefSeq and is a predicted model, not a curated record.
AUGGGCGGAAUCGACUAUUUGUUGUUUGAAGAGGCUACUGGAUACGCUGUAUUCAAAGUCAAACUGCAACAGGAUGAUAUUGGAGCAAGAUUAAAGGAAGUCCAGGAGGCUGCUAAAAGCUCAAGUUUGUUCAAGAAGAUGGUAGAACUUGUUUCUUUUGCCCCAUUCAAAGGUGCUGCCCAGGCUUUAGAGAAUGCUAACGACAUCUCUGAAGGUCUUGUGUCCGACUACCUGAAAUCUGUCUUAGAGUUAAACCUUCCAAGUGGCAGUUCUAAGGAGACCAUUGGCCUCGGUAUUUCCGACAAGAACUUGGGUCCUUCCAUCAAGGAAAUUUUCCCUCAUGUGGAGUGUCACUCUAACGAGAUUGUUCAAGACCUCUUGCGAGGCAUUAGAACUUUUGGAUUCAACCUUUUGAAACAGUUGCAAGAGGGUGAUAUCGAGCGUGCUCAGCUUGGUCUUGGUCACGCUUACUCCAGAGCUAAGGUGAAGUUCUCCGUACAAAAGAACGACAACCACAUCAUCCAGGCUAUUGCUUUAUUAGACCAAUUGGACAAGGACAUAAAUACAUUUGCUAUGAGAGUUAAGGAGUGGUAUGGAUGGCAUUUCCCUGAGCUUGCAAAGAUUGUCCCAGACAACUAUGAGUAUGCCAGAUUAGCUUUGUUUAUCAAAGACAAGGCUUCCUUAGACAAUGAUUCCUUGCAUGACGUUGCACAGUUUGUUAAUGAUGAUGCUGGAGUUGCUCAAAAGGUCAUCGAUGCUGCAAGAAUUUCAAUGGGUCAAGACAUCAGUGACCUUGAUAUGCUGAACAUCUCCACUUUUGCCCAAAGAGUUGUUUCUAUCACUGAAUACCGCAAACAGCUGUACAAGUAUUUGACCGAUAAGAUGCAUUCGGUUGCUCCUAAUCUUUCAGAGCUGAUCGGUGAGGUCAUCGGAGCUAGACUGAUUUCACACUCUGGAUCUCUGACCAAUUUGUCCAAGCAAGCUGCUUCGACCGUUCAAAUUCUAGGUGCCGAGAAAGCGCUUUUCAGAGCCUUAAAGACCAAGGGUAAUACGCCUAAGUACGGAUUGAUCUACCAUUCUAGUUUCAUCGGAAAGGCCAGUGCUAAAAACAAGGGACGUAUCUCCCGAUACUUGGCCAACAAAUGUUCCAUUGCCUCCAGAAUCGAUAACUACUCUGAUGAGCCAUCCAAUGUGUUUGGUACCGUUUUGAAGAAGCAAGUUGAGGACAGAUUGGCGUUUUACGACACCGGAGUGCCUCCAAGAAAGAACAUCGAUGCUAUUGCCGAGGCUUUGCAAUUGCUCGGAUCUAGCAAAUCUGACAUCAUCGAAGAGGAAGACUCUGUCCAGCCGGUUAAGGAGAAGAAGGACAAGAAGGAAAAGAAGGACAAGAAAGAAAAGAAGGACAAAAAGGAAAAGAAGGAAAAGAAGGAUAAGAAGAGGAAAGCCGAUGAAGAUAAAGAGGAGAAGAAAAAGAAGAAGAAGAAGGCUUGA